AUGCUAAAGAUGAUCCUACUUCCGCUACUCCUAUAUUUGGCAGCUGCCGCUGCCUCCGCUGCCCGAAUCAGAUCCCUCACGCACAGCGGCCCUGGCUGUCCCCAAGAUGCCCGAGUGACAUGGUCCGGCGACCUCAGCGACCUGACGAUCACGCUGCCCGACUUUAGCGAGUCUCUUGCGGCUGGCCAGAUGACGAGCUGCCAGGUUCACUUGCUCGUCGACCAGGGUGAGUCCGGGAAGUCGCUGGUGCUGCAGGACGUUGUCGUCCGCGGCGGGCUCUACUUGAGCCCCAACUCCAAGGUUGACUUUUACACGACGGCAUACUGGAGCGAGACAGCGUCUCAUACGCAGUUCCCGGCCGAAAAUAUCCCGUCCGAACAUUUCCUAGCCAAACAUCUCGUAGCUCAACAUUCCCUCGUCGUCGUCGUCAUCGCCGCCGCUGCCGUCGUCCUCGUUGUCGCUAUUACUACAUGUAUCUUUGUUUCUGGUGUCAUCGUUGUUGCUGUUAUUGUCGUUGCCGCUGCUGGUAUUAUUAUUAUGACUUCUACUUCACAGCAAAUAUAG
Colletotrichum aenigma is the source of this 564-nucleotide messenger RNA. RefSeq lists its product as uncharacterized. NCBI's taxonomy places the organism in Eukaryota, Fungi, Ascomycota, Sordariomycetes, Glomerellales, Glomerellaceae. The record is from RefSeq and is a predicted model, not a curated record. The transcript is spliced from 2 exons. The coding region runs from base 1 to 564 and encodes 187 amino acids.